Molecule: messenger RNA, 1173 nt
Organism: Miscanthus lutarioriparius
Lineage: Eukaryota; Viridiplantae; Streptophyta; Magnoliopsida; Poales; Poaceae
Source: the annotation of a GenBank genome assembly
AUGCCGCGCGCCCACCACCACCCGCAACCACGCCGCGGUCGCCUCCUCCAGCUCGCCGCGGCGGCGUCCGGGCUCCUGCUCCUCGCGCUGCUCGUCCUCCUCCCGGCCGCGCCGCCCGAGGAGCACACCACCGCGCCCGCCUCGCUCCUCCGCGCGGCCAUCGCGGCGCACCCGUUGCCGGCCUCCUACGCCCGGCCCUGCGCCGACCACCUCGCCCUCUCGCUGCACCGCCUCCGCGCCGCGCUGUCAUCCUUGGAGUCCGGCGACGUCCCCGCCGCGCUCCACCUCGCCUCCGCCUCGCUCCAGUGCCAGUACGACUGCUCCCACCUCCUCUCGCUCCCGGCCUUCCGCUCCCACCCCCUCACGUCCCGCUUCCUCGAUUCCCUUGCCCCACAAACCCUAAAUGCUGCCCUGAAACCUCCCUCUUCCGCCCCUGCCGCUGCAUUCCCUGCGAGGAUCCACCCUGACGCCACAGUGUGCAAACCGAAUUCCGGAGUGGAGCCGUGUGGCUACUCGACCGUGCAAGCCGCUGUGGACGCAGCUCCAAACUACACCGCCGGGCACUUUGUCAUCGUGGUUGCCGCAGGUACAUACAAGGAAAAUGUCGUGAUUCCGUAUGAGAAGACCAACAUUUAUGCUGAUGGGGGAGGCGCUGGAGAAUGUAGAGUUCCGUGGGCAUCAGGAUACCCUGUACACAAUGCGGCAGUUCUACCACAGGUGCCUUAUUAUAGGGAAUUAGGGACAGUGGAUUUUAUAUUUGGGAAUGCCGCAGCGGUGUUUGAGGAAUGUGUGAUUAAGACUGUACCAUGGUCCGAGGGAGAUCAGAAGCGCGCACGAAAUGUGGUGGCGGCUAGUGGGAGGAUCGAUCCGGGGCAGACGACAGGGUUUGUGUUUGUGAAUUGCACUGUGGAUGGGAACAAAGAGUUUGUGGAAUUGUUUCGGACAAAGCCACAGUCAUACAGGCUGUAUUUGGGGCGGCCAUGGAAGGAGUAUGCCAGGACAUUGUAUGUCAGCUGUUAUUUGGGGAAAGUUGUCAGGCCGGAGGGGUGGCUUCCAUGGCGAGGUGAUUUGCUCUCAAGACACUCUAUUAUGGAGAAUUUGACAGUCGAGGCCCUGGUGCAAACCACACAGCAAGGGUUGAGUGGAGCAGUCAGACACCAGAACAGCAUGUGA